AUGAAGGCCUUCCUCACCCGUCGCCCCUCCACGGCUCCCUCGGUGCGAGGCUUGCACUCUGACUCUACGCACGCCCUAUCCUCUCGUCAGCAGCAAGACGAUGAAGACUUCUACUACCCUGCCUUGCCACUUUCAAGCACCACAUACGGGCAAUCGCGGUCUCGUGCUGAGCGCAGCCUACCCUCUGCUGGUCAGAGCAGCGGAAGCGGCAGUGGGGCCGGACACGACAUUGGCUCUGUUCCAGCUAGCCGAGCCCCGCCUUCCAGCUGGGCACGCAACAAGACUCGAUUCAGCCUGAGCAGGACUGACUCGUCCAGCUCUAGGAGAUCGCUCAAGACCACCAGUGGCGGGAAUGAUGCCAAAUGGGGAACGAUAGGAGCGAGAUCAGGGCCUGGUGUGAUAUUUGGAAGAGCAGCCUCCUACGAUGAUGCGAACACAGUGCCGCUCAGGAGGCGAGGUGUACCCCCUAAGCACGACGAAGCCGUCUUCGAGAAGACGCCCCAUCCAACGGUGUUCGUGGUCACGAACGCGAAUGGAGACGAGGAGACCGACGGCACUGAACGCAAAGAGGCGGUCAUGAGGGGCGAGAUUUCAAGAACACAAAGCUUGAGCGAUGGAAGCUGUACGAAUCGCACCAUCAAUGACUCCCGCGUAACUCUCCUAGAGGCCCUUGAACAACAUCCUGACAUGUUGUCAUCAAAGUGCUCCGCGGACGCGAGCGCGAAGGACUCAGGCGCAACAGCAACUUGGCUCCCGAUGUCUGACGACGCAGAAUCGCAAGCGCCUCCAAGGAGAACGGCCACUGUGAAUAGCCUGCAGCGUGGCAAUGCCUCUAGCGCUACUAGUGUGACCUUGGGCAGCAUGUUCAGAGGACUCAGAAGAAAGGCCUCUCUACCGGUCCUGAGCUUCAAGCCAUCAGCUGACGAGUCCGUGGCAGAUCCGAUGCGUCAAGCACUAUUACCAAAGAGCUGCGCAUCUUCAAACGCCAGUCAUCGGCCCGCGAUGUCGCCCAUAGCUCUAGCUUCUGAGCUGAGCGACUUGGCAAUCUCUCAUGGCAAUGGCCUCCUGAAUGACGCGGAGUAUCGCAUUCUUCGCAAAGGUCUCUUUGAGGUGGCGCAGAAAAGUUUAGCUGUGUCUGUCACCGGUAGCGCGAUAUCGACAUCCUUCUCGCAAGAAGCUGGCUCGGCGCUGGAUGCUGGGCCGUCGACAAGCGGGCCGAUUGCCAUCUCUGGUGGUCUAAGGAGGCUUCCCGAAGAAGUGGGUGACCCUAAUGAUACGCAGGCGGCUCUACCAUCUACGAGCUUGCGUGAGCGUCGAGGCGUCAGUAAGCCAGGAGGUACUGGCCAACACGAUGCUCAACAGCUUGCGUCGGCCUCAUCGCCUUCACGUUCCGAUCGGGAGCGGGCACACCUAAAACAAUCUUCGAGCUCAAUUCAUUCGGCGAACUCGACCACUUCAUCACCUUUCCCGGACCGGAGAAGUCUCCUCACAGACGCCUCGCACUCUCCAUCGCGUUUGGGCAGCUUGCUACGAAAAGAACGUUCACCUCGCUCUGGACCUGCUUCCAUUGCAUCUUCACAGGUCUCGUCAAAGAGGAGGUUCCGAGGCCCAACAAAGGAGGAGGAACAAGAAAGGAUGCGAGAGCUGGAGCGGAUUGUGCAGGAGACCAGGUCAGUCAAGAGCCUCAAAUUGACCAGUGCAUCGGCACGCAAGCACGAUCCGCCAUCGUCUCCCAAUGACGAGAAGGGAAGGACACCAAAUGGCGCAUCGAUACUUGCUGGCGCAGACGUCCCGCCUAUUCCCGUCGCUUCCACGUCUUUUCUCGCCAUGGCUGUCGGCUUGGACGAGCAGGACAUAGAGUACAGGGAGAAGAGCAGCGAGUUGAUACAGGCCGAGAUUAGGGUUCUGCAAGCAGAAGGAGAUAGGGUCACAAAGGCUUUCGACGUUCUGGAGAGUAAUGUGCUCGAAAAAGGAAGGAGUCUACUACAGGGGGACGCUUCGGCCGAUGGUGAGGGUGACGCUGCGACCAGAUUGCAUUGGCUACGGACGGGAGAGCGGCCAGUAAGCACUGAUAAGGCGGCUGUACUACCUAGGAGGAGAAAGGAGCCGCCAAGCACGCCGCCCUCGGCGUUUCGUCGGCUUGACGGUCCGCUUGUCACAACACCUCGCGCUAAUGCCCAUCGAGCACUAUCUGCAACAGCUCAAGUCCAUGACACUGGGCGCAACGCAGAGCAAACAGCCUGGGAGCUCUCUUCGCAGCUGAAGACUUUGCGGAACGAGCUCGAGAUUGUCGAGAGCGGGAAGAGAGAUGUCGUCCGUCGGUACGACGAUCGGAUAGCCUUCCUCAGGAGCAAGGAGCGGGCGGCAAAGAUAAGGGAGGGCUUCGCGUGA
Molecule: messenger RNA, 2391 nt
Organism: Microstroma glucosiphilum
Lineage: Eukaryota; Fungi; Basidiomycota; Exobasidiomycetes; Microstromatales; Microstromataceae
Exons: 1
Coding region: 1-2391 (796 amino acids)
Source: RefSeq, a predicted model, not a curated record